Messenger RNA from Torulaspora delbrueckii, 813 nucleotides. RefSeq names its product Rme1p (gene RME1). Bases 1 to 813 code for a protein of 270 amino acids. The record is from RefSeq and is a predicted model, not a curated record. Lineage: Eukaryota; Fungi; Ascomycota; Saccharomycetes; Saccharomycetales; Saccharomycetaceae. The transcript has a single exon.
AUGCUUCGCAAGCCCUGGGUACCAACGAUGUCUGAGUUCUUGAUGCACCAGCAGCCUUCAUGGCAAGAAUUGCUAAAAUUUUCAGAUCCAACGGGACAGUUGAAACAGUUGCAAGAGUUGUUGGAAGGUCCGUACAAAAGAGAUGAAUUGGAGUUAGUAGAAGCGCAAUUUGAAUUUGCUAGUGUUUUAGAUGACGAUAAGUUUUUCACAUUACAGCGUGAAGAAGAAGAAGAAGAAGAAGAAAAACAGAGGGCUCCACUGCCCACACCAGGGUUGUCGCUGGUCGAACAAUUACAAAUGGAUAAGCCUUUGAUGGAAGUGAUUGCAAACAAACACAAACGUGGCUACCAUCGGUGCACACAUUGUCCAAAGACUUUUUCAAGUGUUUUUGAGUAUGCUGCGCAUAUGGAUGCGUUUGGAAUUAAGAGAGAGUUUAAAUGCCCGGUUGCCCUUUGCCCUUGGAAAGUGCUAGGACUGCCUCGUAGACCGGAUCUACGCAGACAUUGUGCUAUUCAACAUAAACAUGAGUUGCCCGAUGAUUUAAAAGAGUACUUGAACUUGAGUGAUGAAACGUACCCCGCGUUGCAGUGCCCUCACCAGUACUGCGAUAAAGUUUUUCACAGACGCGACGCUUACAACAGACACAUUUCAAUAGUGCAUGAAAAACUGGGUUCGCGGUUCAACAAGCGUCUGUUGCAGAUUCUGGCACAUUGCCCCUGCGAGAAAGAGGCGGAAAGAAGAAAAUACGUGCUGGCGAAGAUGCGCACACGGAAGGUGAACUGUAAUAAUAAUAAUAGGGCCCAACAGCCUUGA